This is a messenger RNA of Perognathus longimembris pacificus (Pacific pocket mouse), 2819 nucleotides long. RefSeq names its product RAP1 GTPase activating protein 2 (gene Rap1gap2). The transcript has 24 exons. The coding region runs from base 63 to 2285 and encodes 740 amino acids. NCBI's taxonomy places the organism in Eukaryota, Metazoa, Chordata, Mammalia, Rodentia, Heteromyidae. Gene Ontology annotation, biological process: activation of GTPase activity; regulation of small GTPase mediated signal transduction. Gene Ontology annotation, molecular function: GTPase activator activity. The record is from RefSeq and is a predicted model, not a curated record. Gene Ontology annotation, cellular component: plasma membrane; cytoplasm.
CGCGGCGGGCACCGCGGGCGGGAGAGGGCGAGGGCGCGGCCGGGCGCCCCGGCGGCCUCGCCAUGUCUCAGCCGGCCGGGAGGAUGCACUGCCGGAAGGCGGGGAUCCGCGCCGCUGUGGUGCUCAUCGGACUCCUGCACAAAUCCCGAAGGCAGAAUAAGGAGAAAAGGAAGCAGGAGCUGGCCAACAGCUCAGAUGUAACCCUUCCAGACAGGCCCUUGUCCCCUCCUCUCACUGCACCUCCCACCAUGAAGUCAGCAGAGUUCUUCGAGAUGCUGGAGAAAAUGCAGGGGAUCAAGCUUGAAGAACAGAGGCCAGGACCCCAGAAGAACAAGGAUGACUAUAUCCCGUACCCCAGCAUUGAUGAGGUUGUGGAGAAGGGAGGCCCCUACCCUCUGAUCAUCCUGCCCCAGUUUGGGGGCUACUGGAUCGAGGACCCAGAGAACGUUGGCACUCCGACAUCACUGGGCAGCAGCAUCUGUGAGGAGGAGGAGGAGGAGAGCCUCAGCCCCAACACAUUUGGCUAUAAGCUCGAGUGCAGGGGUGAAGCCAGGGCCUACCGCAGGCACUUCCUAGGGAAGGACCAUCUAAACUUUUAUUGUACCGGCAGCAGCUUGGGGAACUUGAUCUUGUCCAUCAAGUGUGAGGAAGCGGAGGGGAUGGAGUACCUUCGGAUCAUUCUCAGGUCCAGAUUGAAGACAGUGCAUGAGCGGAUCCCCUUGGCUGGACUGAGCAAGUUGCCCAGCGUCCCUCAGAUUGCAAAGGCUUUCUGUGAUGAUGCAGUGGGGCUGAAAUUCAACCCUGUCCUGUACCCCAAGGCCUCUCAAAUGAUUGUGUCCUAUGACGAGCAUGAUGUGAACAACACGUUCAAGUUUGGGGUCAUUUAUCAAAAAGCAAGGCAGACCCUGGAGGAGGAGCUGUUUGGAAACAACGAGGAGAGCCCAGCUUUCAAGGAGUUCUUGGACCUGCUGGGGGACACCAUCACACUGCAGGACUUCAAAGGUUUCCGAGGAGGCCUGGAUGUGACCCACGGACAGACAGGGGCGGAGUCAGUGUACACGACCUUCCGGGACCGCGAGAUCAUGUUUCACGUGUCCACAAAGCUGCCAUUCACUGAGGGAGAUGCCCAGCAGCUCCAGAGGAAGAGGCACAUUGGGAAUGACAUUGUGGCCAUCAUCUUCCAAGAAGAAAACACACCAUUUGUUCCCGAUAUGAUUGCCUCCAACUUCCUACAUGCCUACAUUGUUGUGCAGGCUGAGAGCCCGGGCACAGAGAGCCCAUCCUACAAGGUCUCUGUCACUGCUCGGGAAGAUGUACCUGCUUUUGGCCCUCCGCUGCCUAGCCCUCCUAUUUUCCAGAAGGGCCCGGAGUUCCGGGAGUUUCUACUUACCAAACUUACCAAUGCAGAGAAUGCCUGUUGCAAGUCGGACAAGUUUGCCAAGCUGGAGGACCGGACCAGAGCUGCCCUCCUGGACAACCUCCACGAUGAGCUCCAUGUACACACACAGGCCAUGUUGGGACUGGGCCCCGAGGAGGACAAGUUUGAGAAUGGGGGCCAUGGGGGAUUCCUGGAGUCUUUUAAGAGGGCCAUCCGUGUGCGCAGCCACUCCAUGGAGACCAUGGUGGGCAGCCAGAGGAAGGCGCAUGGUGCGGGCAUCCCCGGCAGCCUCAGUGGGGGCAUCGUCCACAACAGCAUGGAGCUCACCAAGGCCACCUUCUCGCCUCCCGUGGCAGCGGCCACCGUGAAGAACCAGUCUCGGAGCCCCAUCAAACGGCGAUCGGGGCUCUUUCCCCGCCUGCACACAGGCUCUGAAGGCCCUGGGGACAGCCGGACACGAUGUGACAGUGUCUCCAGCACCCCCAAGACCCCGGAUGGCGGGCAUUCUUCUCAGGAGAUAAAGUCUGAGACCUCAUCGAACCCCAGCUCUCCUGAAAUCUGCCCCAAUAAAGAGAAGCCCUUCAUGAAGUUGAAAGAGAAUGGCCGUGCCAACAUCUCUCGCUCCUCCUCCAGCACCAGCAGCUUCAGCAGCACCGCAGGGGAGGGCGAGGCCAUGGAGGAGUGUGACAGUGGGAGCAGCCAGCCGUCCACAACCUCACCCUUCAAGCAGGAGGUAUUUGUCUACAGCCCAUCUCCGAGCAGCGAGAGCCCCAGUGUAGGGGCCACCGCCACUCCCAUCAUCAUGAGCCGGAGUCCUACAGAUGCCAAGAGCAGAAAUUCCCCGAGGUCAAACCUGAAAUUUCGCUUUGAUAAGCUCAGUCACGCUGGCUCCAGUACGGGUCACUAAUGUGAAGGAGGCUUCCUUCUCCUGAGCCAGGAAAGCCUCGAUUCUGUCCUACAGAAGGCUCAUUCCAGCCACUUGGGGCGCCGUCCACUACGCUGUCCACGGGCCCGCUGGACCAUCAGCCACCUGCCCAAUGGACCAGCUAUUUGCCCCAUGUCCCACCCGGCCAGCUCCUCCAACCCCGCACACACAGCUCCCCUCUCGGUCUCUGGACAAGGCCUCUUUCCUGGAGGUCCCCCUGUUCCUGACUCCUGAUGAUGUCUGUCUGGGUCAUUUGUCAUCUUGUUGUGUCUGCAGGAAAUAGAGUUGAAGGGGAGGGGUGGGGGUGGUGGUCCCGGGGAGUUUAGCCACAGACUGGGAAGCUCAUUUGCCUCAGUGACAAGAGGCAGCGGUAAGGGAGAGGGCAGAGUUGACUGCAGGUGGUAAGGGGCCCCUGGGCCACAGAGCAGAGCCUUCCCGGAUGUGGCAGGAGCUCUGCCACUACCCAUGCAUUUAGUGGCAGUCGGGGGAGGGGGGCUGCUUUCCCAGGAGCCGAGA